GUGGCACUGUUAUCGGAUCAGUUUCCACUUGGUGUCCUCAAUUUGUCUUUGUGCUCCGUUCUUCAAUGCGAGAUACAUGCAGCACAUUGUCAACCCGUUCUCUUGACAUCAUUAGAGCAAGUCAUGGGCGUCGAGGAGGAUCUCAAAACAGAUCCGCCAUGCCAUCCACGCGCAUGUGCCAUCCAGAAUUGCAUACAGAAGUCGAAUUACAACGAAGACAAGUGCAAGAAAGAGAUUGACGCGCUCUAUGAAUGCUGCAAUGCAUUCUACAAGAAGAAUGGAGAAGAGGCGUCCACAGUGAGCUGUCCGAAAUUCUCGCUUCUCAAACUCAAGAUGAAGCAGCGAGGCAUCCAGCAAUAGGGGAUUUGACAUGAUAAGUGUGUCACGUCUAGGUUGAAGCCGCGCGAAUCUCUAGAGGAUUAUGGAACGGGGAACAACGG
This is a messenger RNA of Eremomyces bilateralis CBS 781.70, 440 nucleotides long. RefSeq names its product DUF1903-domain-containing protein. Lineage: Eukaryota; Fungi; Ascomycota; Dothideomycetes; Eremomycetales; Eremomycetaceae. The record is from RefSeq and is a predicted model, not a curated record. Gene Ontology annotation, cellular component: mitochondrial intermembrane space. Bases 124 to 360 code for a protein of 78 amino acids. The transcript has 5 exons.